Messenger RNA from Epinephelus fuscoguttatus (brown-marbled grouper), 3816 nucleotides. RefSeq names its product ZFP91 zinc finger protein, atypical E3 ubiquitin ligase (gene zfp91). Gene Ontology annotation, molecular function: transcription coregulator activity. Gene Ontology annotation, cellular component: nucleus. The transcript is spliced from 12 exons. Lineage: Eukaryota; Metazoa; Chordata; Actinopteri; Perciformes; Serranidae. Gene Ontology annotation, biological process: regulation of transcription by RNA polymerase II. The record is from RefSeq and is a predicted model, not a curated record. The coding region runs from base 449 to 2815 and encodes 788 amino acids.
CUGACUCGAUCUGUAAAAGCCACACGCGGAAAUCCAGAUGACUUGUAAAGCUGCUAAAAUGCGUUGCCGCUCCUGAAUAUAACCUCAGUUUAUAUUUGGCUUAAAGGAGACGCAACAAAGCGCACAAAAUGGUUGUGCAGCAGGCCCGGGCGAAUAAGUAGGUUUGCUAUAGCUUUAAGAACGCGAAAAUAGUGUCUGCUUCUUUAAAAUUAUAUCGGUUUAUUGCUGAAUAGAUAAUUAAGAAAAGUUUUCAAUCCCUAAUCAAUAAAUAUAUGCAUUUAAUUUGCGACGAAUCUAACGCAUUCACAGAAAAUGUCCCACUGUUGGAUAAAGGCCGCUUGCAAUCAAAACGUCUUUAUACCAGAUGUUGUCCGUUUUUCCUCAAUUUUCAAGUAAACCUGCUUGACUUUAAGCUGAAUUUGAAGUAAGCUGGAGUGUCCUCACGGUGAUGGAACCGGCUGGCGACCGAACCGAGGGUGUAAAUAAAGGCGAAGAGUCGGCGGAGGACAAGGCCGCAGAAGAGACCCCGGCCACCAGUACGGCCGGUACCCCACGGAGAGGGCUCAGAGAGCGGGGAGCAUGCCGCCCGAGGUCUGGCGUCUCUGCUUCACUGACAGACGUUAACGGGGCAGCGUCGAGCCCGCAGAGCUCAGGACGAGUUUUAAGGGACAGGUCCACGAGGGCAGUACCGGCCUGGCUGAAGGACACCAAGAGCGACGACGACGAAGACGAACCGAGCCCGGACACCGGUGCGACUAAACGGAGGAAAGUUUCCAACUCGAGGCGGAAGAAAAAUUCCGAAUCUGCGGGUUCGGCUGAGGCUGGAGGGGGGGUCGCAGGUGACAGCCUUCAAGGCACAGACUCAGAGGACCCCAAGAAGCCUGCCACAGAUGCUCAAGCUCUACCCUCCAGACGCCCCCCAGCCCAGACUCGUGCCAAGCCCCCGUCUGGCAGGGCUGUCCGCGGCUCUGCCAAGCCUGUGUGUAAGACCGAACCUGGAAUGGAGAAUCCAGCUGGUGAGCAACCUGUUGACACAGUGGAAGGAGAGGUAAAAAAUAAAGACAAAUAUGAAAUUAAAAAGAAAGAAGAGGAAAGCGAGGAUGUUGCUGAAUCAGUCUUGGAUGAUGAAGACCCUCCAUUUCGGGAUGACACAAAUGACCUCAGCUACCAGCCGCAGAGUCGGAGUGGAGCAGAGGAAGAAGAGGGUCUCAGCAGUGACGAAGAUCUUCCUUUUACAGAUGACCUUAACGACCAGAGCUAUGACCCAAAGGCUGAACGGGAUGUCCCUAAACCAAAGCGCAGAGCCCCGCCCAGACAGAAGGAGAGGAAAGAGAAAGAGAAAGAGAAGGCACCUAAAAAAGAGAAGGAGGUUGCUGAGAUAAAGAUAGAAGGUUCAGACAACUUGGAGGGUGUGGAAGAGGAAGUAAAGCUUGAGGAAGAAAUCGUGGAGGACCCAGAUGGACCUAGAAAGAGAGGCCGGCGAAAAAAAGACGACAAAACCCCACGGCUGCCAAAGAGAAGAAAGAAGCCUCCAGUGCAGUAUGUCCGAUGUGAAAUGGAGGGGUGUGGGACAGUCCUGGCUCAUCCUCGCUACCUACAGCAUCAUAUAAAGUACCAGCACUUGCUCAAGAAGAAAUAUGUCUGUCCUCACCCUUCUUGUGGAAGGCUUUUCCGACUACAGAAGCAGCUGCUGCGUCACGCAAAGCACCACACAGACCAGAGGGACUACAUUUGUGAGUUCUGUGCUCGUGCCUUCAAGAGCUCCCACAAUCUGGCUGUGCACCGCAUGAUUCACACAGGAGAGAAGCCCCUGCAGUGUGAAAUCUGUGGCUUCACGUGUCGUCAGAAGGCGUCUCUCAACUGGCACAUGAAGAAGCACGAUGCUGACGCUACUUACCAGUUCGCCUGCUCCAUUUGUGGCAAGAAGUUUGAGAAAAAGGACUGUGUGGUGGCCCAUAAGGCUAAGAGUCACCCCGAGGUGCUAAUCGCUGAAGCUCUAGCAGCCAACGCUGGCGCCCUCAUCACAACCCCUGCCUCCCUGCUAGAGCUGCCAGGAAACCCCAUGCAAGCAGAGGUUGCUGGCCUGGAUGUGAGCCAAAUAGGGCAGGAUGGGCAGGUGGACCAGCUGAGCCAUGAAGGGCAAGUUGGGCAGCAAGUGGCUCAGGUGUCCCAGAUGGGUCAUGUGACCCAACAAGUGAGUCACCAGGUGGUUUUACUGGGACAAGACCAGAGUCUCCACACCAUGCAGGUGCCAGUGACGAUCGCCCUGUCCCCCAUCGACCCCCCUUCACCAGCUGAAAACCAGCAGCAGACUCACCUCCAGCUCCAGAUGCCCGUCCAGUUUGUGCAGGCUGCUCAGCAGCCACAGCAGCCCCAAAUCCAACAACUGACCCUUCACUCAAGCUCAGUGGUGACCCAGCAUCAGCCCCAGCUGCAGCCUCUUCAGUCGUUCUCCUCCCAGCAGCAGAGCCAGGGGCAGACACAGAUCCUUCAAAUGACCUUCCAGCCAGUCAGCCAGUCUCAGACCCAUAUUCAGCAGAUCCCCAUUUUAGCCACCUCUCAGCAGCUUCAGACCCUGCACACAGCUGCCCUGAGCCCUCCUCUCCUGUCCCCAUCCCAGCCCCAGGACCCAGGCUCCACUAAUGGGGACAGCUUUAUUCUGGACAAUCCGGUGCUCUCGUCUUCCUCACCGCCAGCCAGCUCCCUUGUGCAGACAGAAGCUAUGGGGGAGGAUGGUGUUGUCUGGGAGCAGACAGGACACGGGGAAGCUCUGUCGGACAGCACUGAGAGACACGUGCAGCAGACUCUCAUGUAAAACAAGGACAGUGCACACAAAACAGAGGAUAGAGGCACAUUGUCAUCAGUAACCUGACAUACUGUAUUGCAAUGUUUGAGGUCAAUGUAGGAUCACCAAUAUAUAAUGUACUGUUCACUCAUAGUCAUAUUUGGUAGCUUUUUAGAAUAUCUGUAUCAGGGAAAAAUAUGUGUGUGUCUGUAUGUGUAAGUUGUUGCCUUUGUACAUAAGUCCUGUAAACUUAAGUAGCCUUUUAUGUGAGUGUGUGUGUGUGUAAUGAUGCUGAGGUUGCAAAGCUGUUGCUGUGAUGCAAUAAUAUAGCAUACCUCUUAGUAAUAUAUAGCACACACCUAGUGUGUGGCAUCAAGGCUCCUACUGAAAUAAACCAACUCUAUUUAUAUUAUUAACACAAAACACACAUCAGAAAGCUAUAGACAGACCCAAUAUGUGUGGGGUGAGUAAAUUCUGUUUAAAUGAAUAGGCAGCUAUUUUUUCAUUUAGUGUCCAGAUCUACUGUAAACCUUUAUUUGGCAAGGUUAAAAAAAGAUAACAGAAAACUGUAACAGAAUAACAUUUCAAACCCUGAAAAGCAGAAGACAAAAAGAUGUUUUACAGUCUUGUAAAAGUAUGUGUAUUUUAGUUAUUUGGCAGUGUCAUUAAAACUGUUUCACUGGCAGUUGUACAGCUGUUUGUUCAGCUUGGCUGGGAGACAUCGAAGGAAUAAUAACCCAUUUAAUGUAUGUACUACUCACAGAAGUCUUCAAUCAGCCAAACGCUGAUCUUGGAUAUUGUAAAUCACAGAUGAACCCAUAAAAUAACAGCAAGCACAGUCACUGAAUUAGAUAAUUAAACUCCAAUUAUGUCAAUAAAGUGUGAUGUAAUUUGAUGAGCAGAGCUAUGUAGAAACUUUGGAGCAUAUGUCAGUACUAAAUCUGCACCUCUGGUUUGUGAUUUAGGGUGUGUGGUAGAGCAAACACAAAAACUGUUCAUUUAUAAGAUGUAAAUAAACGUCUUAACAUUUC